AGUUACGUCCUGGUGAGGACCUAAGCAAGCAGUGAAUCGGUGUUGAUAAAGGAAUCAAGCAAAAAAUUGUGGCAAUGAAAGAGCACAGGAAUGAAAGGACAUCUCUCGUAGCAUAUACAAAUAAAGACAAGAAUAAUGCACCAGAAAAAAUUAAAAAUUACCCUGAGCAAGAGAAGCAGAACCUAUACACAGACGAGACAAGCGAACCGACAAAACAUGAUGAUUCUCUAAACGUAACUACUUUUGAAGAUAUUCUGAACUUCGUGGGAACGAGAGGACGCUGGAACGUAAUGCUACUCCUCCUCUACAUCUGUACAUCCUGUGUAACGGCAAUGCAGACCUUGUCCUACCAGUUCCUUGGAGCAACCCCAGACCACUGGUGCCACGUCGAACCCUUGAUUCAGGCUGGCUGGACACAGGAACAAAUACUCGACUUUGCAAUUCCUGUCGACGAGAAUGGCAAACAUGAGAAGUGUUUCAUGUAUGAUUACAAUUACUCACUGGCGGCGGAGGUGGGCUACAAAGUAUCCACCGCAUCCAGGCAGAACAAUUCAGGCUUGGUGCCUUGCUACUCGAGGGACUUUAACCGUUCACAGUAUCAAUCUACUGUGACGACCGAGUGGGAUUUAGUUUGCGAAAGAAGAGCCUUGUACUCCACUACGCAGGCGGCGGUGGAGAUUGGCAAGCUAAUUGGCUUCUUCUUAACGGGAUACCUGUCUGACAUAUUCGGGCGGCGGACACUGGUAAUGUUUAACGCGGCAGUAUUAAUCCCAGCAUCAUUCGGCUGCGCUCUCUCCUUCAGCGUAGGAUUCUACAUCUUCCUCAAAGUUGUCACUUUAAUCGCUGCUGCGGGCACCAUCCUCGGAACCUAUGUUUUAAUGAUGGAGACGAAUGCAACCUGGGAACGAGAGAAGACAAGCACCAUGACCGCUAUUAGCUGGUCAGUGGGUUACAUGUUAAUCCCCGUCGUGGCAUAUUACAUCCGAGCCUGGAAAGGGUUGCAAGUUGCCAUCUCUUUGCCCACGCUUGCAAUGAUCCCAUUCUACUGGUUCUUUCCAGAGUCGCCCCGUUGGCUGAUUACACAAGGGAGAUUCGAAGACGCGCUGAAAGAGCUCAAGGAGGGUGCCAGAGUUAAUGGCAGAACGCUUCCGUCAGACAGCUCUUUGCUGGCUGCCAUGCAGCGAUUGCAUGCCAAGACAUCUGGUGAACAUGAACCUGAAGCUGCGGCGGCGAGCGGGUGUGGAUGUACAUCUCAGUGGCUCAUUAGAAUAUUGAGAGAAUAUUUUACCUUGCUAAUGGUGAAAGAAGUGAGACAACGCACGCUCAUAGUAUUCUGUUGCUGGUUUGUGAGCGGCCUUGUUUAUUAUGGCAUUUCAUUGAACGCCACUAACAUAAGUGUCAGUGUCUACCUGUAUAUGUUCCUCGGCGGACUGGGGGAGAUCGUGAGCUUGUUUUUGAUGUGGCUGCUAAUCACACAUGUGAGAAGAGUGAAAUCUCUUUUGCUGCUGUGGCUCAUCUGUGCCUUCACCAUGCUCACGGCUGCAUUUGUUAUGGCCUGCUAUCCCAAGACUCCCACCAGCUUCAUCAUGUUCUUGUCAUUGACCGGUAAGAUGGCCAUCACCGCAGUUUUCGCAAUCAUGUGGUUGAUCACCCAGGAGUUGUUCCCCACCAAAUACCGCUCUCUGGCCACAAGUCAGGCCAAUGUUGCUUCAAGGAUAGGGAGCAUCUUUUCACCCUACAUUAACGAUCUAUUGGGAGACGCGGCAGUGUGGGCCCCGUCCGUGAUAUACUGCGCCACAACAUUUCUGGCGGCAAGCCUCUCCUCCCUCCUGCCGGAAACUAAAGGUCGCUGUUUGCCUGAAAAUUUUUCUUUAAUGCCUGACACCAAAGAUAAUGAAAACAUGGGAUAUUUGCCAAACACAGAAACAGGCUUUGUAAAAGUUCCUAUAAAGUCAAGAAACUCAAAUGUUCAGCCACAGGCAACGAGCGAUACGGCGGAAGUCACGGACACAAAGCAGUAGUUCGGCUUAUCCGUUAUUCGACAAGUGGCACCGAAACACUGUAAUGUAAUAUGACAGACACUCAUUUGCUCAAAACUAAAAUACUGUAUUGACAUGGUAAAGGCAUUGUCUUCUACUCCUACAGUGUUUCGUAUACUACAUUCUUCAAACUACGCUUUGUUUUCCAAUUAUCUUUCUUCAAGAUCUGCAAAACUACAAAUUCACAGGUUAAGAUGAUCUACGUUGAAGCCACAACCCCUUUCUUCUCCCUAUAGGCAGGGCAGCUGACUGGUCCACCCCAAGUUCUUAUCACCGGAGUUUGGCGCGUUGACAGACAAAUUAGUAUAAAUAACAUGUUUAUCCUCAUUUUUGAAGAUCAUCCAAGGACAAGGCUAGCUGAGAAGGCGACAGAAAAUAUCUUAAAUAUAAAAAUUUUGGGAAAUGGCGAUCAGGUGUUCCGAUGAAACGCAAAAAGGAACCGAAGCGCGGCCAUUGUAUCAGUUUAGCUCAGCUCGCGGCGAUUAUAGUCAGUUCCAAAAAAGAUGGCGAAUUUGCACAGGGAAGCCAUCCCCUCUUUGCCGGCUAGACUUCAUCCCUUUUCACCUGAUUGGCUGUUGAUGGUAUAAGGAAGUAAAUCAGUGAGACGCUUUGUUAUUUGAAAGUAUUGAACUGUAAAGUAACAAUUUGCAGAAUACGAGUGCCGUCAGGAAGACAUUUUACAGUAGCACGCUUCGCUUCAUAGGGCGAAUAUUGGCCUUUUUUUGUAUGUAUAUUAUUCAUGUAAUCAUAUGCAAUUCAUGUAAUCAUAUGCAUGUACAAAAUAACCAAGGAAAAAAUGUAUAAUAAAAACGUUCUCCCAGCAUUAUAAACCUGGUCUUCUAUAAUCAUUAAUAAAAAGUGUAAAAAA
Scylla paramamosain (green mud crab) is the source of this 2907-nucleotide messenger RNA. Its product is annotated as solute carrier family 22 member 7-like. Bases 75 to 2021 code for a protein of 648 amino acids. Gene Ontology annotation, cellular component: membrane. Gene Ontology annotation, biological process: transmembrane transport. The transcript has 12 exons. The record is from RefSeq and is a predicted model, not a curated record. Lineage: Eukaryota; Metazoa; Arthropoda; Malacostraca; Decapoda; Portunidae. Gene Ontology annotation, molecular function: transmembrane transporter activity.